Molecule: messenger RNA, 8977 nt
Organism: Hypomesus transpacificus
Lineage: Eukaryota; Metazoa; Chordata; Actinopteri; Osmeriformes; Osmeridae
Gene: sec16a
Product: SEC16 homolog A, endoplasmic reticulum export factor
Exons: 31
Coding region: 145-7455 (2436 amino acids)
Biological process (GO): autophagy; Golgi organization; COPII vesicle coat assembly
Cellular component (GO): endoplasmic reticulum exit site; ER to Golgi transport vesicle membrane
Source: RefSeq, a predicted model, not a curated record
CACGUAGCCUAGUAGGAUGUGUUCAUUGAAGAUGGCGGCGAUGUGUCAGCCUCACUGUUCUGAACAUUUCCACGCCUGAAUACAAACGUUUCAGUGCCGUCCAUACAGAGUGGCUUGGUCUCGGGACCUUUCAUACCUACAGCCAUGCAACCCCCACCUCGGACAGGCCUCCCUGGGGCCUCUGCCCCCCCUCCCCCAGGGCCCGGCCCCAACGCCUUUAGGAGAAACCGGCCCCACAAGCAUACAGCAGGAGCCGCAGCAGCAGCCGCCAUGAUGGGCCCCCCACCCGCUGCUCAGCCAAUGACAGACCCCUUUGCUUUCGGCAGACAAGCCCCUCCACCAAUGGCUGUGGGAGGCCACCCCGUGCCUCCCAAUAGCAAUCACCCACCUAUGCAAGCUCCUCCCCCCGGUAUGUUCUCCCAGGCUGGUGCAGGGCCAGGGAUGCCAUCUCAACCUCUGGAGGGGGGGGCCCAGGCCCUGCCUCCGCCCUCUUCCACCCCAGGUGUUAGUCUCUUCACUCCCCACAGUACUAUGUCCCCUGUCCCUUUCCCAGGACAGCUCCCAUACCAUCCACCUCCCGGGCCGGAGCAGGGCUAUUUCAAUUCUAGGGAUCCAACACCUUCUGUGACCCCCGGACCUCCUCCCUUAGCCCCGGCCCCCCUGCCUGGCCAGGCACCCUACAUCCAGGGCUACCAAGGCCACCCUUCCCCUCAACCAAUGCCCUUCCAGCCUUUGCCUCCCUCCUCAAACCAAUGGGUUGCUGACCAGGUAAACCGCCCCCCUUCCGUUCAGAACUAUUUCCAGCCCACUAGUGACCCUCAGCCGUUCAGUAACCCUCCCCAGACUCAGAUGCCCCCACACACACACUCGCCCACCCACGCUCCUCCUACACCCCCUCACCCCCAGUCCUACCCCCAAGCUCAGCCUCCUCCGCAGCACCCAGACAGGCCCUCCAGCUCCCAGUGGCCUGACCCAGCCGAGCCUGCUAACCCUCUCCAGCAACACAACUCCCAUUUUCAGGCUCAGAGCUACUUCAGCCAGAACUCCGGCCCCCAGGACUUCUGGUUCAACCAGCCCCCUCCGGAGUCAGCCUAUCACCAGAUGGGUGCUGGAGCUGGUUCUGGUCUUGGCUUAACCAGGCCCGACUCGGCCGGAUCCCACCAUGGAGCCACCCCCGGCCCGGCCCUCUACACCCAGGACUCUGGCACCAUCUCCAUGUUCUUCAAAGGCAAUGACGUGGAGAAUGAGGAGACCCUGGCUGGAGAAGGACAGGCUGUGAACGGCAUUCAGGGUCAUCCCGGAGGUCACCAACAGCAACAGCACCCACCCCCUCACCCAGCUCCAGAGGUCCCUCUGGGCUACCGUGGACCUCCCCCGCAUGUCGACCCCUCAGUGCCCUACAUGGACGGCAACUACGCGGCACCGAUGAAUCCCCAAACCCACCAGCCCACGGAGCACCAGUUUGACCAUGUGGAGAACCUGGAAUGUGUCCCCAACCAGGAGGUCCUGCCCAGUGAGCCCCUGGGCAUCCCAGCCUCGCAGGGAGGAGACCGCCCUAACCUGGAGACCCCUGACUCUGUAGCCCGGCCCAUGAGGUCCGCCAGUGUGUCUUCCAGCUACAGCAACGUCAGCCACGGGAGUGGAACCGGCCCUGGUCCACGCCGACACCAAGGGGUGGUGGGCACCUUUAUCCAACAGGAAAGCCCUCGGCCCUCUGACGAUGCCCUUUCGUCUGCAGCCGCUGGCGGGUACUUUGAGCAGAUCGAUACCUCACCCGCUGGAGACUUGGCUGGGUCUCACCACCAGAGCCCCCAGGAGAGGAUGUAUCACAGCCAGACUCCCACCCCCAGCCCACCCAAGCCCACGGGCAUCUUCCAGGCCAGUGCUAACAGCUCCUUUGAGCCUGUGAGGUCCCACAGCGUUGGGGUGCGGCCCGCUGAGGUAGACCGGGCGAGGAUGGUGGCGGAGAGGGGGACGGAUGCAGUACCUGGCAAUCUGGAACAGCCGCCCGACAACCUGGAGAAUGUUUACGGAGCUGGAGCAGUGCUUGGUCCUGGCCCUGGUGCUGGACUUCCCCUUCUCACCCACCCCCUGGGUCUCCCCCACUCGCGGCCCUCGUCCCGGGCCCACGUGGCCCAGCGGCCCUGUGAGAGCCCAGCCACCACUCUCUGGGCCCAGCAAGACCCCGCCAGCCUGGGGGCCAACAUCCUCCUCGCCCCAGCUGCUCCACCAGUGCUCGCCCCACUCAGGGAGCCCAGCUCUGAGGUCAUUCAGCCCCCGGAGGAUGUCCCCCUGGACCUUCAGCCCCCACAGCGCGCCUCUGAGAACAUGGAGAAUCCCCCCAAGGUGAGUGAGGGGCUGUCGCCGGAGCCCCCGGCCCACAUGGGCUACGCCUCCCUCUUGGUGGCAGACUCACUCCACCAGCCCAUUCUGAUCGCCCCGCCGGCAUCCAAUUACAGUGUCAUUGCACCUCAAGCAACCAAUCUGAGCAGCCCCAGGGAGACCACGCCUCCUGUGAGACCGCCCUCGCAGCCACCCAUGGCCAAUCCCCUGCCACUUGGUCCCCUUCCCUUGACGUCCAAUCCUAACCCGCUUUUUGCUCUUCCACAAAUGAGCUUCAGUUCAUCCCCUAUAGGACAAAACCCCCUCAAUCUGGCUAAAGACAGCAGGGACGGGGUUAAACAAGAGAACACCCCCCCAUUGCCUCAAUACCGCCCCCCUCUCUCCAGGGGCCAAUCAGUGAGUGGGGACAGCCACGCUUCUCUUCCUGUUAAUUCACAUGCUCCUCCUUCUGCCACAACCGUUGCCGCCUCCACCAAUCAUAAUCAACCAUCAAAUUUUGAGCUGCUUGAUUUCUCUAUGCACCAAUCGCAGAUCCCGAACCAAGGCCCGCCUCCCACAGGCCCGCCUCCCACCUCCCAGGGCCCGCUCUUGGCCAGUAACGCCCCAGGGUUUUACCUGCAGGUGACCAAAGAUGCCCAGCAGGGGGCGCGAAGUGAGCGGAGUGCCCCUCUAGCACUUGCCCCCGAACCCGUUCCCUCCCCAGCGGCCCCAAGCGUCCAGCAGCCGGUCCAGGAGCCACCUAAGGUCCCUGAACCCCAGCCAGGUCCCCAGGGCCAGGGAGAAGCUGCUUUAGCCCUGACCCCUGGAGCUCCAUCCCCCCUUCAGAGGCAGCACCCACCCCCAGCACAGGGGCCUCCUGCGGGGAGCGAACCUCCAACCACUGCUGCUUACCCGCCUGGACCUCCGGGACAGGUGCCACCAGUCAUCCCCCAGCAACAACCAGGGCCUCCACAGCCAGGCACCCAGCCAGCACCCACUGAUCCCCCUCGUCCGCCAUCCUCCCUGGGGAGCCAGCAGGGCUACGGCCCCCUGCCUCCAGUCCCCGGGCAGGUGUAUGGAGGGUACUAUGGGGGGACCUAUCCAGAGUAUCCAGACGGUAGAGCCCCCUAUCCCCCAGGGCAGUACCCACCCCCACCUGUGGACCCCAGAGCACAGCAGUAUUACCCGGACGACCCUUACAGGCGAGCGGACCCUCGGUACCCCAGGUAUGAGGGACCCAACCCAGCCUACCGAGACCCAGGGUACCAGUACCGUGAGCCCCAGGUGGAGCGGCCCAGCUCCAGGACCAGCCAGUACUCAGACAGACCCUCCUCCCGACAAGGUUACCCUGAGGACUAUCAGAGAGCAAACCGAAGUGCCUACGAUGAUUACUAUGCAGAGUACUACAAGAAACAGUACGAGUAUGGAGAUCGCAGCAGGUGGGAGGGCUACAACGCCGCUGGAGCGUACGACCCCCGCUACCAUGGUUACUACGACCAGUCGUACUGGUACAACUACGACCCAGAGGCCUACAGGGCCAGAGACCCCUACUACCAACAGACUCAGACUCAGCCGUCGCCGCAGCAACAACUGCAGCCGCAGCCGCCGCCGCAGCCGUCGUACCCUGCCAGGAGAGAGGGCUACGACGACCCGUGGCGCUACUACCCCGGGUAUGACUCCAGCUUCGACGACGACUACCGCCGCCAGCGGGACGCCUACGGCGAGGAGUUGGACCGGCGCAGUUUGCACAGCGAGCAGUCGGCCCACAGCAUCCACAGCUCUCACAGCCACCACAGCCGACGCAGCAGCUUCAGCUCCCGAUCCCAACAGAGCCAGGUGUACCGUAGCCAGCCAGACCUGGUGGCUGCAGCCUACGACGCCACCUCCUCCACCCUGGCUGCGGACUACUCCUACGCCCAGUACCCGGACCAGGCCGACGCCACCCUGAAUUACGGGCAGUACCCCUACACGGGCGACUACGCGGCAGACGGCACCUGGACCGCCGCGGAGCAGCCUCCCCCUCGCCCCGUGACUCCAGAGAAGUACUCCGUGCCCCAUCGCUGCGCCCGCUUCGGCCCCGGGGGUCAGCUGAUCCAGGUCCUGCCCAACCUCCCCUCCGCCGGCCAACCAGCACUGGUGGAGAUCCACAACAUGGAGACCAUGCUGCAGGACACCCCAGACCAGGCUGAGCUGCGCACCUUCCCUGGUCCUCUGGUCAGGGAGGAGACCCACAAGGUGGACGUCAUCAAGUUCGCCCACAACAAGGCGAUGGAGUGUUCCCGUAGCAACGACCUGGUGGACAAGGACUCGGCCUGCCUGCUGUGGGACUUCAUAGUGCUGCUAUGCCGGCAGAACGGGACCGUGGUGGGCACAGACAUCGCUGACCUGCUGCUGAAGGAGCACCGCUCCGUGUGGUUGCCGGGGAAGUCUCCCAACGAGGCCAACCUGAUCGACUUCAACAACGAGCCGCUGGCGCGUGCCGAGGAGGAGCCGGGGGCGGGGCCUCUGUCACUGCUGUCGGACACCUUCAUGACCGUCCCGGAGAACAUCGGCAAGGAGACGGAGCGCUUCAGGGAGCUGCUGCUGUUCGGACGCAAGAAGGAUGCCCUGGAGGCAGCCAUGAAGGUGGGCCUGUGGGGCCACGCCCUGCUGUUAGCCAGUAAGAUGGACAACAGGACCCACGCCCGCGUCAUGACCAGGUUUGCCAACAGCCUGCCGAUCAACGACCCUCUCCAGACCGUCUACCAGCUCAUGUCUGGCAGGAUGCCCGCCUCUGCCACGUGUUGUGGGGAUGAGAAGUGGGGUGACUGGCGCCCUCACCUGGCCAUGGUGCUGUCUAACCUCACGCACACCCUGGACCUGGACACACGCACCAUCACCACCAUGGGAGACACUCUGGCCUCCAAGGGUCUGUUCGAUGCGGCUCACUUCUGCUACCUGAUGGCCCAGGUGGGGCUGGGCGUGUUCACCAAGAAGAGCACCAAGAUGGUGCUGGUGGGAUCCAACCACAGCCUGUCCUUCUACCAGUUUGCCACCAACGAGGCCAUCCAGAGGACGGAGGCCUACGAGUAUGCCCAGUCUCUGGGCUCCCAGCCUGUCUCUCUGCCCAACUUCCAGGUGUUCAAGCUGGUGUAUGCGUGUCGGCUGGCGGAGGCCGGGCUGUGUGCUCAGGCCUUCCACUAUUGUGAGGUCAUCUCCCGGAGUGUGCUCAUGCAGCCCUCCUACCACUCCCCAGUGUUCAUCAGCCAGCUCAUACAGAUGUCUGAGAGGCUGCGGUUCUUUGACCCCCAGCUGAAGGAGAGACCUGAGCAGGAGCUCUUCAACGAGCCAGACUGGCUCAUUCACCUCCGACAGCUGGAUGGACAGAUCAGGACGGGGGUGAUAGCCUACAACGCAGACAGGGCCACUCCUCAGCCGUAUGACUGCAGCACCCCCAGCUCUGAGUUGGACCAGGCCAGCCCUUCAGAGCCGUAUGCCCCACCCCUAGAGAUGGAUGGCCCCACCCCGAACAACCCUCUGAUGUCAUCGCUGCUACCCGGGCCGCCUUCCCAAGGUGUGCAGCUGAUGCCUCCAGCUCCCCCUAACAUCCUCCAGGAUGGCAUGAUCUCCCAGCCCCAGUCCUCCAGCGAGGGGAUCCAGCUGUACCCGGCUGCCCCCUCCCUCCCCGGCCCAACGGGUCCCAUCCCCAUCCCCGGCUACCCUCCACAAGCUCACAGCUUUGCGGCCCCCUACCCGCACCAACCGUCCCCCCAGCAGCACCUGCCCCCCCAGCAGCACCUGCCCCCCCAGCAACACCUGCCCCCCCAGCAGCACCUGCCCCCCCAGCAACACCUGCCCCCCCAGCAGCACCUGCCCCCCCAGCAGCACCUGCCCCCCGACCAACCAGAGAUGUACCCGGGACAGCAGAUGGGACCCCCCCAGAUGGGUCAGCCCCCGCCCACCCAGAUGCAGCACCCCCCUCCGCAGCAGCAGCCUCAGAUCCCCCCCCAGCACAUGCCCCCGCCUCACAUGUACCCCGGAGAGCCGCCCAUGCCCCCCCCCCAGGACCUGCAGCAGCCCUGCCCCGUGCCGGCCUCCCCCGUCAGGAACAACUUCACCCCUCAGAUGGACUUCUACGACCAGAUGGCUCACAUGGGGAGGAGGUCCAGGGCGACUUCACAGUCCUCAAUGCACAUGGGCCCCCCAGGGCGGCGUUCUCGCACCGUCUCCGAGUCCUCCACUCACUCGGGGGGCCGAGAGAGGAGCAACUCAGCCGUCAAGCAGUCGCCCCCCCCCCCUCCCUCCAUCCCGGAGCAGCCCCGCAAGGUGGAACCCAAGAAGCCCAAGAAGGACUCGCCCAAAAAGGGAGGAGGUGGUGGUGGAGGGGGUGGCUGGCUCAACUGGCUCUAUAGGAAAGGGAAGAAUGAGGCCCACCUGCCGGAUGACAAGAACAAGUCUAUCGUUUGGGACGAGGACAAGCAGAAGUGGGUGAACAUGGAGGAGCCUGAGGAGGAGAGCAAGCCCCCACCUCCCCCUCCGUCUGGCUUCCCCAAGAUGGCGCCCAUGGCCGGGCCUCCUGGGGGACCCGGGGCGCCCCCCGGUGGAGGUCCACCUGUCAACAUGUUCUCCAGGAGAGCAGGCACUAAGAGCCGCUACGUGGACGUGAUGAACCCUGGAGGCAGAUCCGGCCCCAAGCCGGGAGGCUCCAUUCAUGCCCCGGCCGACCUCUUUGCCCCCCUGGCGCCCAUGCCCAUGCCAGCCAACCUGUUUGUGCCUGGAGCAGCUUCAGAAGAGCAGCAGCCGAUGGAGGGCAGUGUCCCAGAGAUGGGGGCGAGUCAGGAGCAGGGAGCUCCCAACCCCAGUGCUGUCCCUCAGAUGUUCAACCCCACGCUGUUGCCCCCGGGUCCAGAGGGGCCGCCCAUGCUUGAAGGAACACGGUCAGGGGAGCUCUCACGCUCUAGCUCAAUGAGUUCUUUAUCACGAGAAGUGAGUCAGCAUUUAAACCAGGCACCCCCUGCCCAAGGAGCUCCUCCCUCUGGAGGCGUGACCUUCUAUAACCCCGCCCAGUUUGCACAGGCCAGCGCGCCGUCGGGCCCAGGGAGGCAGAGGUUGGGUCGGCUGGGAGGUCAGAGAGAGUACCCAACACUCAAGUAGUCCUCCCAUCCCAACCGACACAGCAGCUCUGGAACAGACUUAACAGGUUGUCGCGGCAACCCCAGGAACGGCCGACGCCCACUGCCCUCACUGAAGGAAUGACCUCGCCCCUCGUCCAGCCCCCACGACAACCUUCGUGACGACCCUCAUCCAACCACUCGUUCAUCUCGUCUCUCAGCCUCUGGUUUUAGUCGGAGUUGAGACAUUUCUUUUCUAGAUUGAUUUAUUCUGCAGGCAACCUUUGUUCAUGAAGGGCUUCUUUUUCCUCCUGAAUCCAGACUAACUUGUGUCACACAGAAGACAGGCUUACACAUGUACGCCUACAUCAUGAAAUCCCUCGUGGACGAGACGACGGGGUGCUCCGUGCUAGACAGAAGUGGCGGUCGUACAGAGAUGGUACGAUGAGCUCUGACACAGGCCCCGCCCCCUAACAGAGGCCCCGCCCCCUAACACACACCUCCCAUCUCUAAACACUGGAGCUGACAGACCUCACCUGUUGGUUUGGUUUCAUCAUCCCCACAGUGUGCUUCAGGUCCAUCUGGUGAGCUGAGCAUUUGGGAAGAGGAAGAGAAUACGGGCACAUCUUCAUAGUGUGUGUGUGUGUGUAGAAUGUGUGUGGCUACUUGGUGGUUCUCGAGAGACUGGAGUGGCUUGUGUUGUGAGUGUGUUGUGUGUGUGUGUUGUGUGUGUGUUGUGUGUGCUGGGUUCUCCUCCUCAGUCCCCUCAUCAUAACAGUAGUGCUCCAGAGGGCUGGCUUGGGGCACAGUCGGUUCUGCACCCAGACACCAGGGGGCACUGGCAGGCCUCAGCCCUUCCUGGAACAGUAGACAAUUUGGCGUGAAAGUUUUGUUUUUGGAUAUUUAUUGAAUGUUUCCUGCCCAUGUGUCAGCACCAUGCCAGUCAUGCCUCUAAGCCAGGCUCUGUUUCUCCACCAUCUGUCACUGUCCCCAUUGAGAGCGCCAGGAACUGAGGAGUGACCUUCACGACCGCAGGAUUCAGGACUGAGGCAACCAUUUUUAAAUGUGAUUCACAAUAAAUCUAUCCAAAUAUUUGUAUAUCUGAUUGAUUGUAUUUAUAAGCUGUAGUCAAUUUAACAUGUGUGGAGAGCAACAAAUUUUCUUCCUGAUUUAGCUUUGAAGUACAGAUAAGACUCAUGAUAGAUAAUAUACCUGAAUUCACUUUCUGAUCAUUUGUACCGACGGCUUCUGCAUUUGGAAAUUGCCAGUUAUGAGAUGUGAAAUGAAAACGAAUUGAACUGAAACUGCCAUCUCACUUUAAUUUUCAAUGGCCGACUGUUGUUUUUUUGUUUUUUGUUUUUCUUCAUUAUUUGGUGUUACCUAGAAUCCCUGCUCCUCAUCAGUUAUGUUUCUGUUUAGAGACCACCAGAUUGAUUUCCAAAGGUCCCCUAAUGUUUGGAGAAAAAUAGUGAUUCAUCCUCUUGUGUUUAGAAUGCACCCUUGUAAAAUUAUUGACAAAAAAACAUGGUAAUAAAGAUAUUUUUGCGCUCUUUAGCACUUUGAAA